AUGACAGAUUGGAACAUAGCCGAGAACAGUGAAAUCAGAAUAUUGGAGAAAUAUGCCGGCAAGUGUCAGAAACAUUCGCUAAUCAUGUUUCUUAUAGCAGUGACAGUAUUAGAAGAUUUUGGCUUAGCAAUAAUACGUAGCGGCGUGUUGAUCGGCCAUUUUGCAGCUAUGUUUUUAUGUAAUUUUGCGGUGCAAACAGUUACAAAUCACAGUGCGGAGAUGUUUACCGCCGCAUAUCAUACUGAGUGGUACUUAGCUCCGUUACCGAUACAAAAAUCGUUAUUAUUUGUCAUGCAACAUUCUCUAAAAGCUAACACGUUACUGUUUGGCGGAAUUUACGUAGCAUCUUUAGAAGGAUUUUCUACGGUAACAGACUUUCUUAUGGCAGUGACAGUACUAAAGGAAUUUUCCGAAAUAUUUAUAUGCGCCGGAGUGGUGUUCGGACAUUUUACAGGUUUGUUUAUAGGUAAUUUGGUUGGACAAAUAGUUACAGAUCACAGCUCGGAAAUAUUUACCGCCACAUACAAUGCGCCGUGGCAUAUAGCUCCGCUACCGAUACAAAAAUUGCUGCUAUUCAUCAUGCAACAUUCUCUCAAAGCUAAAGCGCUAAUAAUUGGUGAAAUGUUCACAGCAUCUUUAGAAGGAUUUUCCACGUUAGCAGUAUUUGUCACUCAUGACUACACUUUGAAUUUGUUAACCGAAGUGCUCUCUUUCGUUUUCCCGACUACCCUCAUUUUGCUCGUGUAUCACGUCUAUAAUUUCAGCUCCGACGCAGCUUUCAAGAAUAGAGUAGAAUUGGGUAUAUUGAAUGAUUACGCCUCUAGUGCGAAACUACUAACGAGGAUAUCUUUCUCCUUUCUCGUCGUCAUUGUAUCAGUGGGUUUGUUGCUAGCCGAUAUACCUGUAUUUCUCGAUAUAGUUCUACCUCAGAACGAGAGCCGUAGGCAAGAAACAUAUAUUACAGCAGAAUACUUCCUCGAUUCGUCCAAAUAUCUGCCUUUGUUCGCAACACACUUGGCGAUUUUCAUCUGCUUAGUAGCCUUUACGUUCAUGGCUACCGGAACGACCAUUUACGGUUACCUUUUACACGCUUGUGCCACGUUUAAAAUAGUCAACUAUCGAAUACAGAUGAUGAUGAACAAGGAUGUAUUACGGAUCCCUAGCCUGGAGCGGGAGCGUGUAAUUCUUGAAAGAUUGGUUUGCGCGGUCGAUCUUCAUCGGAGAAAUCUUCAGUUUUGCGAUAUGAUAAUGUUACAGUUAGGCAGACCAAGCCUCGUGUUAAUAGUAAUCAGUGUGUCAUCCUUGAGCUUCUCUAUGUAUCGAUUGCUGCAGGCGUUAGUGGAGCACGGUGAUAUAGUGAAUAUAACUUUACCGUUCGCUUUCGUUGCCGGCCACAUAUGCAUAACAUUCCUUUUUAACUACGUUGGCCAACAACUCACAAAUAAUAACGCUGAGAUCUUUAACACGGUGUAA
Dinoponera quadriceps is the source of this 1473-nucleotide messenger RNA. RefSeq lists its product as uncharacterized. The coding region runs from base 1 to 1473 and encodes 490 amino acids. The transcript is spliced from 11 exons. Lineage: Eukaryota; Metazoa; Arthropoda; Insecta; Hymenoptera; Formicidae. Gene Ontology annotation, molecular function: odorant binding; olfactory receptor activity. Gene Ontology annotation, cellular component: plasma membrane. Gene Ontology annotation, biological process: detection of chemical stimulus involved in sensory perception of smell; sensory perception of smell. The record is from RefSeq and is a predicted model, not a curated record.